Messenger RNA from Lotus japonicus, 3732 nucleotides. Its product is annotated as 5'-3' exoribonuclease 3. Gene Ontology annotation, biological process: nuclear-transcribed mRNA catabolic process. NCBI's taxonomy places the organism in Eukaryota, Viridiplantae, Streptophyta, Magnoliopsida, Fabales, Fabaceae. Gene Ontology annotation, cellular component: nucleus. Bases 173 to 3403 code for a protein of 1076 amino acids. Gene Ontology annotation, molecular function: RNA binding; 5'-3' RNA exonuclease activity; zinc ion binding. The record is from RefSeq and is a predicted model, not a curated record. The transcript has 23 exons.
GUAAUAUUGUCCCGUUAUUAUUCACCCUAACACACACACACACACGCAAGUGGUUGAUACAGAAACAGAGAUAGGUCCCGCCGCAGCAGAAUCGUUAAUUGCACUCUGUUCGGCAUAUUCUCUCGAAUUUGGGAUCUGAGAGAAGAAGAAGAAGAAGAAGAAGAAGAAGAAGAUGGGAGUUCCGGCGUUCUACCGGUGGCUGGCGGAGAAAUAUCCCAUGGUAAUCGUCGACGCCGUGGAGGAGGAGCCUGUGGAAAUCGAAGGCGUUCAAAUCCCCGUCGACACCAGCAAGCGAAACCCUAACAACAUCGAAUACGAUAACCUCUAUCUCGACAUGAACGGCAUCAUUCACCCUUGCUUCCACCCCGAAGAUAGGCCAUCUCCUACCUCUUUCGAUGAGGUGUUUGAGUGUAUGUUUGAUUACAUUGAUAGGCUAUUUGUCAUAGUUCGGCCUCGGAAGCUGCUCUACAUGGCUAUUGACGGUGUUGCGCCGAGGGCUAAGAUGAAUCAGCAACGUUCGAGGCGGUUUAGGUCAGCCAAAGACGCAUCUGAUGCGGCUGCUGAAGAAGCAAGGUUAAGGGAGGAAUUUGAGAGGGAGGGCAGAAAGCUUCCUCCAAAAGAAGAGUCGCAGGUCUUCGAUUCGAAUGUCAUUACACCUGGAACUGAAUUUAUGGCUGUUUUGUCGAUUGCACUUCAGUACUAUGUUCAUCUUAGGUUGAACAAUGAUCCUGGUUGGAAAAAUAUUAAGGUUAUUCUUUCUGAUGCAAAUGUCCCUGGCGAAGGGGAGCAUAAGAUUAUGUCCUAUAUUCGCUUGCAAAGAAAUCUUAAAGGCUAUGAUCCAAAUACACGACAUUGCCUGUAUGGUUUGGAUGCUGAUUUGAUUAUGUUGGCUCUGGCUACCCAUGAAGUCCAUUUCUCAAUUCUUAGGGAGGUUGUAUUUACUCCUGGACAAGACAAAUGCUUCAUAUGUGGCCAAAUGGGUCAUAUGGCUGCAGCCUGUGAAGGAAAGGCAAAAAGGAAAGCAGGAGAGUUUGAUGAAAAAGGAGAUGCUAAUGUGGCUAAAAAACCCUACCAGUUUCUAAAUAUUUGGGUUCUGAGGGAAUAUCUGGAAUAUGAGAUGAGAAUGCCUAAUGUUCCAUUCAAGAUUGAUUUUGAACGCAUUGUGGAUGAUUUUAUCUUCAUCUGUUUUUUUGUCGGCAAUGAUUUCCUACCACAUAUGCCUACUUUAGAAAUUCGUGAGGGUGCAAUUAACUUGUUGAUGGCAGUAUACAAGAAGGAACUUGGGGCAAUGGGUGGUUAUUUAACUGAUGGAAGCAAGCCAAAUUUGAGCAGGGUGGAACAUUUUAUUCAGGCUGUUGGAUCUUAUGAAGAUACAAUAUUCCAGAAAAGAGCUAGAUUGCAUCAGCGACAAGCAGAAAGAAUUAAGCGUCAAAAGGCACAAGCAAGAGGAGAUGAUGCUCAACCUCAAGCUCAACCUGAGACUCUUGUUGCAAUUUCAAAAUUCCAUGGUUCUCGUCUGGCUUCAGCUCCAACGCCUUCACCAUUUCAAGCACCUGGGCGGUAUGAUUCUCAUGCGUCUGCAUCAGUUAGAAAAGGCAAUAAAGAAGUCUUUGAGAAGCCCCCUAAAGCUGCUAGGUUGUCUUCCGGAGCAUCUGUUGCUGCUGCCAUUGUUGAAGCUGAGAAUAGUCUUGAAAUAGAUAUUCAAGAUAACAAGGAUGAUUUGAAAACAAAGCUGAAGGAAAUACUUCGAGAGAAAUCUGAUGUAUUCAACUCAAAAACUACUGAAAAGGACAAGAUUAAGCUGGGAGAACCAGGCUGGAAAGAGAGGUAUUAUGAGGAAAAAUUUUCUGCUAAAACUCUUGAGGAACUGGAAGCUAUACGGAGAGAUGUUGUCUUGAAAUACACUGAAGGUCUUUGUUGGGUGAUGCACUAUUAUUACGAGGGUGUUUGUUCUUGGAAUUGGUUUUAUCCUUAUCAUUAUGCUCCCUUUGCGUCUGAUCUCACGGGCCUUGGUGAGCUUAAUAUUAGCUUUAAUCCGGGUACUCCGUUCAAACCAUUUGAUCAGCUUCUAGGGGUUUUUCCUGCUGCAAGCUCUCAUGCACUUCCUGAGCCAUAUAGGAAACUUAUGACAGAUCCCAACUCACCAAUUAUUGAUUUUUAUCCACUUGAUUUUGAUGUGGACAUGAAUGGCAAACGCUUUGCCUGGCAGGGUAUCGCGAAGUUGCCUUUUAUUGAUGAAACACGUCUUCUUACGGAAGUUCGGAAAAUUGAAAACUUGUUAACACCGGAGGAAAAGCGACGAAAUGCUGUGAUGUUCGACUUGCUUUUUGUGAAUUCCUGUCAUCCUCUAUCUGCAUGCAUAAGUACACUUGACAACAAAUGCAGAAACAUGUCAAACAAUGAACGUGCUGAGGUCAAGGAAAAAAUCGAUCCCAUGGAAAGGUAUACAUGCAGUGAUGGAAUGAAUGGUUACAUAUCCUUGUGUGCUGGUGAACCUUGCCCUCCUAUCUUUAGGUCUCCUGUUACAAGCAUGGAAGAUAUCAUGGACAACCAUGUCAUAUGUGCAAUUUAUAGACUCCCAGAUGCGCAUAAUCACAUUGCCCGACCACCAGAGGGAGUUAAAUUUCCAAAAAAGAUCGUGACAGUUGGGGAUCUACAACCUGAACCUGUUUUGUGGCAUGAAGAUUCUGGUAGGAGGAGAUAUGAGGAUAGUCGGAGGAAAAACCCUCCAGGAUCUAUUUCUGGUCGGGAGCUUGGAGAGGCAGCACAUAGACUGGUUGUCAAUUCCUUACAGGUCAAGGUUGAUGAAAAUGGUUACCGUCGUCCUGCAAAUGGACCCCCCAUGUCUUAUGCUGCACCAAUGGGUCAUCAGCAACCAUUGCCUUCCUAUGGUUAUGAAUCGCGCCCAGGAUAUAUUGCAAGACCGCCACCUCUGUCAGCUCCACCCGUCCACGGUCAACCACCGUACAUACCUUAUAAUGCUGCACCACUUUUGUUAGCUGCAGCUAUCCUAGGUCAACAACCGUACGUACCUUAUAAUGCUGUCCCUGCAGCUCCGCCAUAUGGUUAUAACCAACCACACCCACCGCAUAUGGUGUAUGAUCCUGUUCAAUCAAAUUCUUAUGAAGGAAAUGAUCAUCAACACCCUAUAUCACAUCCUUAUGUAAGAAAUGAUCAUCAACCGAGAGGAGGAAGUGCAAGGCAUAGAUACAAUUCACAAGGUGCAUAUGCUAGUCAGCAUCACGAAUAUCCUAGUCAGCAUGGUCGCCACCAGAACUGGACUCCCCGGAGUAACCCCAGUGGCCCUAGGGGAUCUGGUCAACAUUCGACCAAUCAAUACGCUCAUUUAGAUAGAAGAGCAAACAGGAAGCCAAUGCCACCACCUGAUUAUAGUCGCAGGUAAAUUAUUUCAGUGGAGUAUUUCACCCUGCUUAAUGAAACUGUUGUACUUGUACCAUAUCUUCUCCCUUUUCUUGAAGCUUGUUAGACAUACUAGUGAUUUCUGUUCAUUAUUCAUAAACGCCUAAAUGUUUGAUAGUUUAACACCCUCCCAAAUCUACAUUGGAUAGAGGAAUAGUUAAAUUAUAACCCUGGAACUCAGGUUCGAUAAUAUUUUUGAUGUAAUAGGAAAUUCUAUUUGUGUUAUUUGUCCAUUGAGGCUCGAUUUUAAAGCAAUUAUGCUUUUAUUUCCAGCCCAUCAAGUGGCAAUUCUAAUGUUCUACGAUUGGUUCA